GUCGAAGUCUCGCGGACAUAAAGCAACGUUACGAGAAAAAAAUGAAGUCGACAGACGAACACCGGAACAUCGAACAGGCGUGAUUCACCGUUUCCGGCCUCUCUCCGACUUGCUGUCUUCUUUUUCAACUCUUUGGGCAUACCUUUUUACUCAUGGAGGGAGAAGAGAGCCUGCUUGAUUCAAUACUUGAUGCAGACAAUGUUGAAGACAUGGAAGAUGUUGAUAUGGUUGAUGUAGAAGAAGGAGAAUUGGUUGAGAACUAUCAACAAGCUGAGUUGGGACAAAACAGCAGCGGAGAUGGUGACACAGUAUCUCAAGAGCCUAAGAGUAAAAGUCAGAAACGUAGAAAUAAGAAAAAAAAUAAGAAAAAGAAAGUGGCUUCAGCCCCUGGCGUCUUGGACAUUAACAGAUUUGUUUUAGAUACUUGCAGGCGUUUGAAAGAAAGAAAGUCUUACCUGAUAUGGACUGCAGUUGGUUGUCUGGGUGUCCCUGCUGUUAGUGAUCUUGUGAAGGAGAUUUCUCUUCCAGAAGCCAUUUUAUCAGUUUCAGUGGAUGCGAUUCAGGCAUGUGGUGGUCAGAUGACUUCAGAUGGAGGGCGAUAUAGGAAUGGUGGUGGAAUUUUGUGGAACAUCCUUAGAAAACGUGAUCCAAAUGUAUAUAAGGAGAUAAUGAAAAAAGGGAGGGAGUUUGAGAAGCAAUUUAAACCACCGGAUUUGAGGAAAGCAGCAAACCAGAGCAAACAGGGUUGGUCUGAAGCUGAAGCUGAAGCAGAAGUAGAAGGUGUGAAAGAAGAGGUGGGGAGGAGAGAAGGGCAAAAUGGGGAAUUGGACAUUGAAGAGAGACAGGUGAAGAAACGACCUGUUCAUGAAAGGAUCCGUGUGCCUGUAUCCUAUGAUGACUUGCUUGAAGUUGAGGAUCCGAAAGAAGAGGCGAACUAAUAGCAAACAAGAAGGAUAUGGAGAGAGAAGUUUUAUGAUGGUUUUGUUUUAUAAAAUCUCUGUCUUUGAUUGGAUUGGUUCUUUUUUGUGGCGAAUGAAUGGAUGGAAGUUUUGAUGUGCAUUUGUGGGAUCGUUUUGUGGUUAUUCGUUUUGUUUCCCCGUGCAUAUACAUGAUGUUUUUGGUUCUUUGUUUUGAUGCAACACUCCACUAGUUGAAAUAUGAUCAUUUGAAGUC
Messenger RNA from Lactuca virosa, 1173 nucleotides. NCBI's taxonomy places the organism in Eukaryota, Viridiplantae, Streptophyta, Magnoliopsida, Asterales, Asteraceae. The record is from the annotation of a GenBank genome assembly.